Molecule: messenger RNA, 1086 nt
Organism: Didymosphaeria variabile
Lineage: Eukaryota; Fungi; Ascomycota; Dothideomycetes; Pleosporales; Didymosphaeriaceae
Exons: 3
Coding region: 1-1086 (361 amino acids)
Molecular function (GO): oxidoreductase activity
Source: RefSeq, a predicted model, not a curated record
AUGCCAUCCGCAAUCGCGAUUAAAAAGGUGGAUGGCAAACCAGGACAGGUCUACUAUCCCCUCGAGAAAAUCACGAUUCCAGAACCAAAACCCUCAGAUAAUGAAGCCGUCAUAACCCUCACAGCCGCCGCCCUUAACCACCGCGACCUCUUCAUCCGCCAACACCUCUACCCAGGCACAGCCUUCGGCGUGCCCCUCCUUGCCGACGGCGUCGGAGUCGUCACAUCCACCGGUUCAUCCCCCGCAGGUCGUAAAUGGAGAGGAAAGCGCGUCCUCCUGAACCCGGGGACUGGCUGGAAAGACAGUCCCGAUGGCCCUGAGCAUCCAAAGGGCUAUGCGAUUAUGGGCGGCACGAAAUUUAAUCCUGCAGGCACGCUGGCAGAGGUGGUUACAAUGGAUGUCGGUGAUUUGGAGGAGUGUCCGGAGCAUCUAUCUGAUGCGGAAGCGGCGGCGUUGCCGUUGACUGGACUGACAGCGUGGAGGGCGUUUUUCACCAAAUCUGGUAACGCUCUUCCCGGUAGAAACAUCUUCGUGACGGGUAUUGGGGGUGGUGUCGCGCUGAUGGUGUUGCUGUACGGCGUCGCACAAGGGUGCAAUGUCUAUGUGAGCAGCGGGAAUCAAGAGAAGAUUGAUAAGGCGAUUAAGCUUGGGGCGAAGGGAGGCGUGAAUUAUAAAGAAGAGGGGUGGGAGAAGAAGUUGAAGGCAAGUUUACCGAAGGAUCGGCCGUUUUUUGAUGCGAUUGUGGACGGAGCGGGAGGGGAUAUUGUGGCUAAGGGCACGAAGUUGCUAAAGGCUGGUGGCAUUAUCUCCGUCUACGGGAUGACUGUUGCACCAAAGAUGCCGUUCCUCAUGACGGCUGUUCUUAGCAAUAUCGAAGUUCGCGGCUCGACUAUGGGCUCACGCAAAGAAUUCGCGGACAUGGUUCAGUUCGUGCGCGAGAAGAAGAUCAGGCCUAUUGUUAGCAGGAGUGUGCACGGAAUGGAUAUAGGUCAAUUAGAUGGUCUGUUCGAAGAUAUGAAGAACGCGGCUCAAUUUGGGAAGCUGGUGGUCACAUUGGGCGAUAAAGGGAAGGCGAGUAAGUUGUAG